AUGGCCUCAACAACUUCCACGAACGGCAACGGCCACCCCGCACCCGCCACCAAUGGCAGCAAUGGCACUUCCAACAUCCCCAGCUUCGCCGUCAAGGCCGGUCUAGCACAGAUGCUCAAGGGCGGUGUCAUCAUGGAUGUGACCAACGCCGAGCAAGCCCGCAUCGCCGAGGAGGCUGGAGCCUGCGCUGUCAUGGCCCUCGAGCGUGUGCCUGCCGAUAUCCGCCGCGAUGGCGGCGUCGCCCGCAUGUCCGACCCGGCCAUGAUCCGCGAGAUCAAGGCCGCCGUUACCAUCCCCGUCAUGGCCAAGGCGCGUAUCGGUCACUUUGUCGAAGCCCAGAUACUAGAGUCGCUCGAGGUCGACUACGUUGACGAGAGCGAGGUCCUGACACCCGCAGAUGAGAAAUACCAUAUUGAGAAGUCCGACUUCGCUGUCCCCUUUGUGUGCGGCUGCCGAAACCUCGGCGAGGCGCUAAGGAGGAUCGCCGAGGGCGCGGCCAUGAUCCGCACCAAGGGAGAGGCUGGCACGGGAGACGUCGUCCAGGCCGUGACCCACAUGCGCACUCUCAAGGCCGAUAUUGCAAGGGCAAAGGCUGCGCUAAACGAGGGUGGCAUGCCCGCGCUGCGGGCCAUUGCGCGAGAGCUUGAGUGCGACCCUGCGCUGUUGAAGCAAACUGUUGACCUGGGACGCCUCCCGGUAGUGAACUUUGCGGCCGGUGGAAUCGCCACGCCGGCCGACGCAGCGCUGAUGAUGCAGCUCGGCUGUGAUGGUGUUUUCGUCGGUAGCGGAAUCUUCAAGUCGGGUGACCCUGCCAAGCGCGCAAAGGCCAUAGUGCAGGCCACCACACACUUCCGUGACGCUAAGAUGCUUGCCGAGUAUAGCACCGGGCUGGGAGAGGCCAUGGUCGGGAUAAACUGCGAUAGCAUGCAGCAGUCGGAGAAGCUGGCGGUUCGAGGAUGGUAA
Molecule: messenger RNA, 963 nt
Organism: Pyricularia grisea
Lineage: Eukaryota; Fungi; Ascomycota; Sordariomycetes; Magnaporthales; Pyriculariaceae
Exons: 1
Coding region: 1-963 (320 amino acids)
Biological process (GO): pyridoxine biosynthetic process; pyridoxal 5'-phosphate biosynthetic process; amino acid metabolic process
Molecular function (GO): amine-lyase activity
Source: RefSeq, a predicted model, not a curated record